AAUUCUUUUGUUGUAGAAAUCUCGUCAUGUCGAACGAUUCUCUGUUACAAGGCACAUUGCACUUGUCCGAGGACUUACUCUGUAGAAGACCAGAAGAGAGAAAGAUCAACGACAUACUGCGGAUUCUUCCUUGGAUUCGACACAGGAGUAGUUUGUUUAAAACCCUGGAAGAUGAGAUUCUAAUCAAUGUCAUCAAAGAUGUGCAGUUGAUCAAAGUAAAGAAAGAUCAUGUCAUCGUUCGACAGGGAGAGAAGGGAAACUGUUUCUAUGUCAUUCUUAAGGGAGCGGUGUCAGUUUAUGCCAGAAAGGAAGAUGAUCAUCACACCGACUACCACCAUCAUCACGACAUGGGUGCAGUCCGCAGCGCCCAAGAAAGAAUGGCGUACUUUGGGAAUGAGUUGGGAAAUCUGAAGAGUGGCAAGAGUUUUGGUGAGAUGGUUCUAAUGAGCAGUAAAAAGGAACGAAAUGCCACCGUGAUCGCCGAUGAGUUGACAGAAUUGAUUAUUAUCGAUGAGGAAUUGUAUAAGAGUGCUUUUCACGCGUAUAACAUUGAAUGGAAAGAGAAGUCUGCCUUUGUUCUUGCUUGCCCGCUGUUUGCGUCCUGGCCGACAGCGCUGAAAGCACUAUUAAUUGAAUACCUUAAAAUGCAUAAAAUCCAGUUUGGAAAUCGGGUAGUCAAGCAGGGCUCGCCUUGUAACGCGGUUUAUCUCAUUGCUAAAGGUGCCGCUAAAGUUUUAUCUGAUCCCAGAAAGUGCAAAGAACAGUUCGAAGCUUUUACACCGAAAAAGAGAGAGAAGAAAAAAAAACGACACCACGGGGAAGAGGAAGAACAAAAAGAAGAAGAAGAAAAGAUCGAAUUGAAUGCAUUAGAAGAUCUAGUUAGGCCUUUAACUGUUAUUGAAAAACGACGCCGGAGAUUGCAGCAUGGAUUCGUUGCUUUGGAGAACAGGCUACGGCGCCGUGAAUUACAGGUCUCCACCAUUGGACCCAAUGACAUUAUUGGUGACGUGGAGAUAGUUCUUGAUAUCCCAGAGUACUGUGCGAGUGUAGAGUGUGUCGAGACGCUAGAGGGGUAUGAGUUGGACAAAGCAAGCUUUCAGCGGCUCGUAGCGCGGCGCAGCCCGGAGACGCUGGCGCUCCUGCAUAGAGUUGUUAUUACAAAGCUGAGGUUACGAGCGGAGAAGUUUAGUGAGAUACCGCUGUUCAAAUAUCUGCUCGAUCGUGCUGAAGCGGUAACUAAUAAGGAAACGUCAAGGUCACUUAGGAAAAAAAGCACCCUGCUGCCCAUGAUCAAAAAACCAUUAGCUGGAGGAGGAAGAUGGAAGGCAACCAAAGCAACAGUUCUCUUUGGUGGGCAGCGAGCCAGAGAGAGCGAAAUCAUUACGGACAGGAAAGCUGAACCUAGUUACAAGGAUAAGAAGCCCGCCUCCAGUGAAAUGAAGAGAAGAGACAAAAAACGCUGCGAUAGAAAGGAGCCGGCAAAAAAGCAGUACACCUCAGAGGAAUUCCGUGCUUUGAAGAAGAAAAUGCAGGCACGAGGCAAAACGAUACGAUGAAGAAGUAUCCAAGGAGUUAUAAGAGGCACUAUUGUUUUCGUAAAAAUCAAACUGUUGUAGCAAUUUUACAUUCAGAAUCUGUGUUAUUCAGACUUGAAAAUUGACAGAGGUGAUGGAAAUAAACAUCAGAUCAUGUAGAA
Molecule: messenger RNA, 1696 nt
Organism: Stylophora pistillata
Lineage: Eukaryota; Metazoa; Cnidaria; Anthozoa; Scleractinia; Pocilloporidae
Source: RefSeq, a predicted model, not a curated record